This is a messenger RNA of Racocetra fulgida, 444 nucleotides long. Lineage: Eukaryota; Fungi; Glomeromycota; Glomeromycetes; Diversisporales; Gigasporaceae. The record is from the annotation of a GenBank genome assembly.
GUUUAUGUAAUUCCACAACAAGGUUCAUCAUCGUCAACAUCAGAUGGUAUCGUCAAAGUAUUUGAUAAGGCUAAUGACUAUCAAAAGGGAAGUUCGGAUGAAUUCCCAUUAAUAACAGUUGUCUUACUUGAUGAAAUUAGACCAAAAUUCAAGCAAAGUGAUUACAUUGACACUGCAAAACAGUUAUUAGAAAAAAAUAAAUUGAAAACUUGGAAUGAUAUUCAGGAUAAAAAUGCCCGCCAUUUAAUGAUUAUAGGCAAGAGUGAUUCUAUAGUUAAUAUUUUAACAUAUAAAUUGAGGCUAUGGGGUAAAGAAUUUUCAGAAAAAAACCCUAAAUCUGAUCAAAUCAAUACUUGGGAUCUGGAUCCGGUUAUAAUAUAUGGAAGUCAAUUUCCUGAUGAUUUCGAUGGAGAUUAUCAAUAUGGCAUACUAAAUCGUAUUAUG